AUGAGUUAUUGUACACGUUUAAUUUUACUUCUUAUUCCAUCAUUAAUUGCUCUUGGUUUACUUGGGGUGGCAUUUAGUACAAGUUGGUGGAUGAUUCCAUUGAAAAAAAAUAUUCCUCAAGAAAAUUUAUUUAAUAUUUCAAAUGAUGUUCGACUUUAUUCAAUGUUAAUUCCUAUAACAAUUUCACGUGGUAUAUUAAGUGAAUGUCUUGCAUAUCAAAAUGUUAAAAUUCUUGUUUCAAAUUCAUUUGAUUUUCGAGAUGAAAUUUCUCGUCAAGAUCAAGUAAAAUUAUCUAAUGAAAAUUGUUCCGAUUAUCAAUUUACUUGUCAAACAAGUUCAGUCAUUUCAAAUCCAUUAACACGUUGUAUUGAUCAACAAAAACAAUGCAAUCGUAUUAUUGAUUGUGAAGAUAAAAUUGAUGAAGUAUCAUGUGACACAAGUCUUCAAGUACAAGAUUGUCCAAUAGGUUAUAUAGAAUGUCUUGAUGGAAAAUCUUGUUAUCGAAAAGAUGAACAAACAUGUGAUGGCAUAUCAAAUUGUAUGGAUAAUUCAGAUGAAGAGAAUUGUAAUGAAGAAAAAUGUCAUUUAAAUAAACAUGUAUAUUGCUCUCGCGAAAACAAAUGUGCUCGACGAGAAAAUUCCUAUCGAUGUGAUGGGAUUGUUGAUUGUGAAGAUAAUUCAGAUGAAGAAAAUUGUCAACAAUGUAAUGAAAAUACAAAUGCAUUCUUAUGUGAUUCAAAAUGUUUUCUUCCAAAACAUCGUUGUGAUAACAUUGUUGAUUGUUCUGAUUUUCGUGAUGAAUUAAAUUGUAUUGAUUAUAGCAAUACAUCAAAUAGUCAACGAAAUUUCUAUCAUAAUGACCGUUUAUGUGAAGAAAAACAUUUUAAUCCAUUUAAUAUUUAUCCUCCAAAAAUUGAUUUAUCAUUAUUUCAAUUAUAUCCAUAUCCAAAUCAACGUAUUACAUAUCUUAAUUUAAUUUAUUAUUUAAAAUUAAGUGUUUUCUAUGGCAUUACAAGUGGGUUAAUGUUUAUUUUUCUUUCUAUAAUAUCAUUAUUCUUUGUUGCUUGUUGUCAUCAUAAAUGUCGACGUGUACCAUUUUAUUUCUAUAAUUUAUGGAUGUUAUUAGCAUGGUUAUGUAUUUGUAUGGGUUUAUUAUCAUUUGUUUAUAUAUGGAUAUUGAAAAAAGAAAUAUUAUUAGAUUAUGAAAGAAAUAUUCCAUUGAAUAUAAUGAUAUAUGAAAGAAAUCCAACAUUACAAAACUUAGAAUUUUUUGGUUUAAGUUUUUGGUUAGCAUGUAGUGCAGCAUUAACAACAUUUUUUUGUUUAUUAUUAUCAUGUUGUAUUUGUUGUACAAUUGGUUCAUCGCGUUCGGAUAAUAAAGAAUAUGAAAUAAUGCAGAUGCAAAGUUAUUAG
Messenger RNA from Rotaria sp. Silwood2, 1413 nucleotides. NCBI's taxonomy places the organism in Eukaryota, Metazoa, Rotifera, Eurotatoria, Philodinida, Philodinidae. The record is from the annotation of a GenBank genome assembly.